Pyrgilauda ruficollis (rufous-necked snowfinch) is the source of this 5448-nucleotide messenger RNA. RefSeq names its product zinc finger FYVE-type containing 1 (gene ZFYVE1). The transcript is spliced from 12 exons. Gene Ontology annotation, molecular function: metal ion binding. Bases 1147 to 3549 code for a protein of 800 amino acids. The record is from RefSeq and is a predicted model, not a curated record. NCBI's taxonomy places the organism in Eukaryota, Metazoa, Chordata, Aves, Passeriformes, Passeridae.
GCAGAGAUAGUGACCAGUGGCUCUCCUUGUCGAGACUUCAUUUAAACCCAUGAGGGCAGACGAGAUUUGGGUGCCAAGUGCUCUCUUCUCAGGUGGACACCGUGAUCCAUUCAUUUGCCAGACCUGGAGGCCUGGGAGCAGCCGUCUCGUCGUUCUCCAGGCGGUGGGAGGAAAGAGCUUCGCUACGACUUUCAUCCCUUUAAACCCUGCUGGGGGCUGUUUACACUCCUCCGGCGCAGCUCCUUGGGGAACCCAGGCAGGUGUGAGACAGUGGGGCGAAAACAAAACGAGGGGAGCAGAAAACCUCCGCUCCACCGCGAGGGCCGCGGCACCGCGCCUGCCCGCCACGGGCGCCGCGCGUCCCGGCCGGCGCGGCGAGUCCGGGGCGGUGCAGCCUCCGGACUACAGCUCCCGGCGUGCCAGCGCCGCCCCGCCUUCAGCUCGCCGCCUUCCCGUCUCCGCGGUGAGAAAAUAACCCCGAAGUUCCCCGCGAUCAGCUGAUCCCGGCUGACAACGAGGGGAGCGGGCGGAGGGGGCGCGGGUCCUGGCCGGCCCUGCCCUGCUCAGUUCCCCCGGGCGCCCCGACUGCAUGGUCGACCCCUGGGGGAGGAGAACCGGGAGAUCCCCCCCGGGCGCACAGGGGACGGGGGGGAGGAGGAAGCCGCGGCCGGGACCCGAGUCCUUAGUCACCGGGUGCCGGCGGGAGGAAGGGGAAGAAAGGUGGCCGCCGGCUUGUAAACAAUAGCCCCGCUCGCGGCGCCCCGUGCCGCGCCGCCUUUGUUCCCGGUCGCACCGCGGCUCCCGCCCGCUGCCGCUGCUCGGCGGAAGGAACCCGGGGGCUUCCCCCUUCCUGGCCGGCCGGCGCGGCGCCGGGCGCAGCCCCAGCUGUCUCCGCUCUCAGCUUCAGGGAAAUACUUGCUGUAUCUGUUGAAGUACGCCAGCCAGGGGUUUUUUGUCGUCACUGACAGUACGUUAAACAGCUAAGUAGAGAGAGAACGUAUACCAGCAUUUGGGUAUAAUAAUACAUUAAACCAGCCACGCUGUCUAAGUUUAUUUUGGAGGAAGAAAACUUCAUUAGCAGUUAACAACACUCUUCCUGCAAAGCAGAAACAGGAGGGAAAAACGUUGCUUUAAAGAAACCUGAAGAUGAGUGCCCACACGCAAACUGUGGAGAAAGGACAGAACACGACACUCCUGUGCCAGGAAAGCUAUGUUUGCAGUGGGACAGAUGAAGCAAUCUUUGAGUGCGAUGAGUGCAGGAGCUUGCAGUGCCAGCGUUGUGAAGAAGAGCUGCAUCAGCCAGAAAGGUUGCGGAACCAUGAACGGACCCGUAUAAGACCCGGCCAUGUCCCAUACUGUGACUCCUGCAAAGGUGCCAAUGGGAACAUAAUGCAUGCCAGUAUGACGGGCUCAAGGCAGAUAGCAGCAGUGAGGUGCCAGGUGUGCAAAAUCAACCUCUGUGUGGAGUGUCAGAAGAGAACACAUGCUGGGGGGAACAGAAGGAAGCAUCCUGUCACUGUGUACCAUGCUGGCAAAGCCCAAGAACAGGAAGAGGAGGAGGGGAUGGAUGAGGAGACCAAAAGAAGGAAGAUGACAGAGAAAGUUGUGAGCUUCCUCUUGGUGGAUGAAACUGAGGAGAUUCAGGUAAGGAAUGAGGAAGAUUUUAUUAAGAAACUGGACUGCAGUCCUGACCAGCACCUAAAGGUAGUGUCCAUCUUUGGGAACACAGGGGAUGGAAAGUCUCACACCCUUAACCACACUUUCUUCUAUGGCCGGGAAGUCUUCAAGACAUCUCCUGCCCAGGAGUCUUGCACAGUUGGAGUCUGGGCAGCCUAUGACCCUGUCCGCAAAGUGGUGGUCAUUGAUACGGAGGGCCUCCUGGGGGCCACUGUCAACCUGAGCCAGAGAACACGGCUGCUGCUGAAGGUCCUGGCCAUCUCUGACCUUGUCAUCUACCGUACUCGUGCUGACAGGCUCCACAAUGACCUCUUCAAAUUCCUUGGUGAUGCCUCGGAGGCUUAUUUAAAACACUUCACCAAGGAGCUAAAAGCUACCACAGCCCGCUGUGGCCUAGAUGUUCCUCUGUCAACUUUGGGUCCAGGUGUCAUCAUCUUUCAUGAGACUGUGUACACCAAGCUACUGGGCUCUGAUCAUCCUUCUGAGGUUCCUGAGAAGCUCAUUCAGGAUCGGUUUCGGAAGCUAAGCUGUUUUCCUGAAGCUUUCAGCUCAAUUCACUACAAGGGAACAAGGACGUACAAUCCUCCAACAGAUUUCUCUGGGCUUAGGCGAGCUGUGGAGCAGCAGCUGGAGAACAAUACUACUCGGUCACCUAGACAGCCCGGGGUUAUCUACAAAGCACUAAAAGUAAGUGAAGAAGAGUUUGUCACAGUGUUUAUUUGUACCACUGUUGCUAUUAACUCAGCUGCAGCUCAGAAAGGCAGAGCACCUGAAACAGUAAUGCAGACUUGCAUGCAAGUCUUCCAUGAGAAUGAGCAACAACUCAUGUAUUGCUCUUGCAUAAUCAGGUGUGGCUGUAAGAAGAGCAUGAACCAUGCAAAGGAAGGAGUCCCUCAUGAAUCCAAAAGUCGAUGCAGAUAUUCUCACCAGUAUGAUAACAGAGUCUACACUUGCAAGGCCUGUUAUGAACGAGGGAUGGAGGUCAGUGUGGUGCCAAAAACCUCUGCUUCCACGGAUUCCCCUUGGCUGGGCCUUGCCAAGUAUGCCUGGUCAGGGUACGUGAUCGAGUGCCCCAACUGCGGCGUGGUGUAUCGCAGCCGGCAGUACUGGUUUGGCAACCAAGACCCUGUGAACACUGUAGUGAGGACAGAAAUUGAGCAUGUCUGGCCAGGGACUGAUGGAUUUCUGAAAGACAACAACAAUGCAGCCCAGCGUUUGUUGGAUGGCAUGAAUUUCAUGGCUCAGUCAGUAUCUGAACUUAGCCUGGGACCUACAAAAGCUGUGACCUCCUGGUUGACAGACCAGAUUGCCCCAGCUUACUGGAGACCCAACUCUCAGAUUCUGAGCUGUAAGAAGUGCAACACACCUUUCAAAGAUAAUGACACAAAGCAUCACUGCCGGGCCUGUGGAGAGGGCUUCUGUGAUGGCUGUUCUUCCAAGACCCGUCCAGUGCCUGAGCGAGGCUGGGGACCAGCACCAGUGCGCGUGUGUGACAACUGCUAUGACAACAGGGGCAUCCAGUUAGAUGUGGCUGAAUUGCCUUCAGAUGAGGAAGGGGGUACACUUAUUGCCAGGAAGGUGGGGGAAGCUGUGCAAAACACCCUUGGAGCGGUGGUGACAGCCAUGGACAUUCCCUUAGGUCUGGUAAAAGAUGCUGCCCGGCCUGCAUACUGGGUACCAGAUCAUGAAAUCCUGCACUGCCACAACUGCCGGAAGGAAUUCAGUAUCAAACUCUCCAAGCACCACUGUCGGGCCUGUGGCCAGGGAUUCUGUGAUGAGUGCUCACAUGACCGCAGAGCGGUUCCCUCUCGUGGAUGGGAUCACCCAGUCCGAGUUUGCUUUAACUGCAAUAAAAAGCCUGGUGACCUUUAACCCCAGGCUGCUCUCCAGAUCGUUGCAAUUCCUUAUGUUCUCAGGGUUACAAAUGAAAAUACCUGAUCUCCCUUUCACCUUCUAACCUGUUGCAGCCAGAGUGCAUGUUUCCAGUUUCUGGCCUCCUCUCGUGUUAUAUCCAUCUUGGAACACUGGGAAUGAGCUUACAUUCAGCCUCUAGGUUUUAAUUUCCAAUUAACUGGGAAAGGGAGGGAGCUCCCUUGUAAAUGAGCAACCCAAAAUCCAGUGUAUUUUAUUCCAAUUAAAAAAAAAAAAAACAACUCUAUAUAUAUAUAUAUAUCAACUAUGUAUAAUUUAGUAUAUUAAGAAUAUGGUUGAAAAUGAAGCUUUGAGUAUUCCUAGUUCACAUGAUGGAUGGUGGUGUUCCUUACUGUGUUGGAUCAGAGUUAUGGCCUUCUAAUUCUUCUUUUGGAAUGUCUUGCUGAUCAUGAUGUCAUGUGAGGAAGGUUUGGACUCUGCUGCCAGGAAUCUCCAGUGUUGAUAUAUGAAUUACACCUGGUAGUUCAGCCAACUCUGCAUCUAGAGGUGCUGCUCUUCUGGCCAUGGAAGAUUAAACCCAGAUUUAUUAACAAUUUUGUUUGAACUGAUAUGAGCAAUGGUCUUGCAGUGCAAGAGGUAUCAAGUUAACACAGACUCCCUGGCAGAGACCGGUAGAGCUCUGAAAGGUAAAGCAAAUCCUAUGGCACGAGGCAAAGCAUUCUGAUCUUGCCAUUUCAACUUCAAUACCAGAUCAAAAGGUAGCAGGGUUUUUCUCUCUCUGACAAUGUUUUCAUGUACUCAGGUUUUCUUCAAGUUUCUCUGUAAGAUCAUUGCAGUUAGAAGUUUUGUCUGGAGCAGAAGAGAACAAGUUUUGUAGGCAAUUCUGCGAUACAAAGUUUGAGUUGUUUCGGUUGUGAUGACUUUGCUUUUCCCCCACUUUUUAAGUGAUCUUAUAGUCUCUGAAGCCUCUGUGUUCUCAGAUAUGGUUACAUAGAAACUGCACAGAUUUGUCUUAGUUUCUUCUAAUAAUAUGAACUUACAAAUCAGCCUGGAAAAUGGGAACCUUUCUUCUUUGCUCCUAGCAACUGGCACUCACUGGACUUCAUCCUUUUAUGAAAGGACUGCAAUGAAUUCACUGAUUUUAUUAUGAAAAGCACCACUUUACCUAACUUAUACUGUCAUGUACUGUGGAUUUGUGGUUCCACUUAUAAGAAGUAUGAGACCAUUGUGGAUUAAACUGCCUAAAAUUCUCCCUUCUUGGCUUACAUAGACAAAAAUUCUUUCACCACAUGAGAGUUGCCUCCUCUUGGAGUGGCUGGAGUUUAAUGCAGUGUCCUGCAACUGUGGUAUUUUUUUCCCCAGCUUAAUAAAUGUGCUCUUGUGUGAUGAGAUGCCCAAAACCCUGUUUUAAGAUUGUAUUAUUAAAUUAACUGCUAUAAAGAACUUUAUCUUCUGAACAAGUGUACUGACUUUCCUUGUAACAAGCGGUUCUCACUUUGUCUCUGAAAGACCAUGCUCACAAAGUGUUUGUCCCUUCACAACUACAUCCAGCCUACACAAGGAAGUAGACUUAGAAGAUGUUCCAGGACACCUUCGGUACUGGCCAAGUUUACUGCGGACUGUCUUAUGUUUUUGUAAGCAAAAGUCUGCCAUAAACUGACUGUUGUCCAAGUAAGGGCAUGAGUAGGUAGAAAUCCUCUCUUAAAAGACAUUCUGUACAUCUAGCAUAAUUCUGUGCUUCAAAGUAUUCUUUAUUUUUUUAAUGGGUGAGCAAUGUGUUCUUGGUUUGUAGGCUGUGGCCUGUGUGCUGUUUAUGCAUGUAGCUUUACUACCAUGUUAAUGCACAAAGAGAAAGCAGCCAUGACAUUCCUUGUAUAAAAUCUUUGGCAUCUGUUUCAA